ACACAUAGACACACACACUCGCUCUCGCACACUCGGUGACACGCCCGCGCGCGCGCGCACCCACACGCCCGGCCGCCGGCGCCCUCCCAGCUGGUCCACCCCGGCGGGGCCCGCGCCCCCGGCCCGCCCGCCUGGCACCGCGCCCCGGGGCUGGGGCCGAGCGAGGAGUCCGCGAGGCGGCGAGAGGGCGAGCGCCAGGCAGGCCGGCCAGGGGCCCCCGCCCCCCGCGCCCCCGCCCGAUGGGGAACGCUCCGUCCCAAGGCAUGUCCCUGUCUCUCUCCUCCCUAAUGUGCCUCCAUGCUUAAGUGGAAGGGCUCCAGCGUGCAGCGGGAGGGAAGGCUCCAGGACUCUGUUCCCUCUGUUUAAAGUCUCCAGAUCCGGAGCGGAGCAGCCCCCCCAUGCUGUCUGCGGACGAUGCCGAGUACCCGCGGGAGUACCGGACCCUGGGGGGCGGGAGCGGCGCGGGCGGCGGGGGCCGGCGCUUCUCCAACGUGGGGCUGGUGCACACGUCGGAGCGGCGGCACACGGUGAUCGCAGCCCAGAGCCUGGAGGCGCUCAGCGGCCUCCAGAAGGCGGAUGCCGACCGCAAGCGCGAUGCCUUCAUGGACCACCUGAAGAACAAGUACCCCCAGCACGCCCUGGCCCUGCGGGGUCAGCCCGACAGGAUGCGCGAGCAGGUUGGCGGCUGGACCGUGGACCCCGUGUGCCUCCUCAGCUCCCUCUGCUCCCACCUCCAUGGCGACUCCGCCCCCUCCGGGGCUGGCCAGCCGGCCCAGCAGCCAAACUACUGGAGUUUCAAGACCCGCAGCUCGCGCCACACUCAGGGAGCCCAGCCCGGGCUGGCAGACCAGGCAGCCAAGCUGUCAUACGCCUCGGCUGAGUCGCUGGAGACCAUGUCGGAGGCGGAGCUGCCCCUGGGCUUCAGUAGGAUGAACCGCUUCCGACAGAGCCUGCCCCUCUCCCGCUCCGCCAGCCAGACCAAGCUGCGCUCGCCAGGGGUGCUGUUCCUGCAGUUCGGGGAGGAGACUCGGCGCGUGCACAUCACGCACGAGGUCAGCAGCCUGGACACGCUGCACGCGCUCAUCGCGCACAUGUUCCCGCAGAAGCUCACCAUGGGCAUGCUCAAGUCGCCCAACACCGCCAUCCUCAUCAAAGACGAGGCUCGCAACGUCUUCUACGAGCUGGAGGACGUCCGGGACAUCCAGGACCGAAGUAUUAUCAAGAUCUAUAGGAAGGAGCCUCUUUACGCCGCUUUCCCUGGCUCACACCUUACCAACGGGGACCUCCGGAGAGAGAUGGUGUAUGCUUCAAGGGAGUCAUCGCCCACACGGCGUCUCAACAACCUGUCGCCGGCGCCGCACCUGGCGUCCAGCUCUCCGCCCCCGGGCCUGCCGUCGGGGCUGCCGUCGGGGCUGCCGUCGGGGCUCCCGUCCGGACUCCCCUCAGGGCUGCAGUCGGGCUCGCCGUCGCGCUCGCGCCUCUCCUACGCCGGGGGGCGCCCGCCCUCCUACGCUGGGAGUCCGGUGCACCACGCGGCCGAGCGGCUGGGGGGUGCCCCAGCCUCCCAGGGCGUCAGCCCCAGCCCCAGCGCCAUCCUGGAGCGGCGCGAUGUGAAGCCAGACGAGGACCUGGCAGGCAAGGCGGGCGGCAUGGUGCUGGUGAAGGGCGAGGGCCUCUACGCCGACCCCUACGGGUUGCUCCACGAGGGCCGUCUGAGCCUGGCCGCGGCUGCCGGUGACCCGUUCGCCUACCCGGGGGCCAGCGGACUCUACAAGCGCGGCUCGGUGCGCUCGCUCAGCACCUAUUCGGCCGCCGCGCUGCAGUCCGACCUGGAGGACUCGCUGUACAAGGCGGCGGGCGGUGGUCCGCUCUACGGAGACGGCUAUGGCUUUCGCCUGCCGCCCUCGUCGCCACAGAAGCUGGCCGAUGUGGCGGCACCCCCCGGAGGCCCCCAGCCUCCACACAGCCCCUACUCCGGGCCGCCCAGCCGCGGCUCGCCAGUGCGCCAGUCUUUCCGCAAAGACUCGGGCUCCUCGUCGGUCUUCGCAGAGAGCCCAGGAGGCAAGACACGCAGCACCGGGGGCUCCUCGACAGCCGGAGCUCCCCCUCCAGAGCUCUUCCCUGGGCCUGGGGAGCGCCCGCUGGUUGGGUUUGGGCCGCCCGUGCCAGCCAAGGACACGGAGACCAGGGAGCGCAUGGAGGCCAUGGAGAAGCAGAUUGCCAGCCUCACAGGCCUGGUACAGAGCGCCCUACUACGAGGCUCGGAGCCUGAGACCCCUAGUGAGAAGAUUGAAGGCUCCAAUGGAGCAGGCACCCCCUCAGCACCCUGCGGGUCCGGCAGCCGGAGCAGCGGGGCCACCCCAGUGUCCGGCGCUCCCCCGCCCUCAGCCGGCAGCACUCCUGCGGGGCAGCCCACGGCCAUCAGCCGUUUGCAGAUGCAGCUGCACUUGCGUGGCCUGCAGAACAGCACCAGUGACCUGCGUAGCCAACUUCAGCAAUUGCGAAAGCUCCAGCUACAAAACCUGGAGUCGCUGCGCGCGCUGCUGAAGGGCACGGAGGCGGAGCUGAGCAUGCGCGUGUCGGAGGCGGCGCGGCGGCAGGAGGACCCGCUGCAGCGGCAGCGCACCCUGGUGGAGGAGGAGCGGCUGCGCUAUCUCAACGACGAGGAGCUCAUUACCCAGCAGCUCAAUGACCUGGAGAAAUCAGUGGAGAAGAUCCAGCGGGAUGUAUCCCACAACCACCGGCUGGUGCCGGGCCCAGAGCUGGAGGAGAAGGCACUGGUGCUGAAGCAGCUCGGGGAGACGCUGACCGAGCUCAAGGCUCACUUCCCAGGCCUGCAGAGCAAGAUGCGGGUGGUGCUGCGUGUGGAGGUGGAGGCCGUGAAAUUCCUGAAGGAGGAGCCACAGCGCCUGGACGGGCUUCUCAAGCGCUGUCGUGGGGUCACGGAUAUGCUGGCCCAGAUCCGCAGGCAAGUGGACGAGGGUGUGUGGCCACCCCCCAACAGUCUCCUGAAUCAGUCCCCCAAGAAGGUGACCGCUGAGGCAGACUUCAACAAGAGCUUGGACUUCGAAAUGCCACCCCCCAGUCCUCCACUGAACCUCCAUGAGCUGAGUGGGCCAGCCGAGGGAGCCCCUCCUACGCCCAAGGGGGGCAACCCCACCAAAAGCCUGGAUGCUGCUGGCAAGAGAAGUGUGGACAAGGCCGUGUCUGUUGAGGCUGCCGAGCGGGACUGGGAGGAGAAACGGGCCGCCCUGACCCAGUACAGCGCCAAGGACAUCAACCGGCUGCUGGAGGAGACCCAGGCAGAGCUGCUGAAGGCCAUCCCUGACCUGGACUGUGCGAGCAAGGCCCACCCAGGCCUGGCCCCCACCCCUGACCACAAGCCCCCGAAGGUCCCCCACGGCCAAAAGGCAGCCCCUCGGACAGAGCCCAGUGGAAGGAGGGGCUCAGAUGAGCUGACAGUGCCUCGGUACCGCACGGAGAAGCCCUCCAAGUCGCCCCCGCCGCCCCCGCCCCGCCGGAGCUUCCCUUCCUCCCACGGCCUCACCACCACCCGCACGGGAGAGGUGGUGGUCACCAGCAAAAAGGACUCAGCCUUCAUCAAGAAGGCGGAGUCCGAGGAGCUGGAGGUGCAGAAGCCCCAGGUGAAGCUGCGCCGAACCGUGUCCGAGGUGGCCCGCCCCGCCUCCACGCCGCCCAUCAUGGCCUCUGCCAUCAAAGAUGAGGACGAUGAGGACCGUAUCAUCGCGGAGCUAGAGGUGUUUGAGAGAAGCUCAGUGUCUUCCCUUCCCCCCACGCCCCGCCGCCAGCCGAUCCCCACCUUGCUGGCACCCCAGGACCUGGGGCCCCCUGGGGGCUCAGCCCAGGGCCCCACAUGGAAGUUUGGCCCACUGCACCGAGCCCCUGCCUCUGUCUGGCCUCUGGGAGCCAGUCCUGAGGGGGUCCAGUGGGCAGAGCCCCUCUGCCAGCCUUUUGGGUCAGCUUACCCUCUACAUCCUGAGAUGCCAUCGGGCCGUGGAGCCGGGCAGGCGUGGGUCGCCUCUCUGCUUUCCCAGUCUGCACCCUCCACUUCCAUCCAGGCUGCCCCAAGCCCCAGGGCCUUUUGUGUCCCCCGGAUCAUCUUGACAGAGUGUACCCCCAACCCUCCCUCCCCACCAGAGGCCAGGCCUGAGGAAGCUGGUCCCAGGACAACUCCCACCCCGCGCCCCCGGACCCUGGCUGGCAGCGGGAGAGGCUGCAAUGGUGCCCGGGCCCUGCCAGAGGUUGUGGCCAAGGCUUCCCAGCCCAGGAGCCCCUUGCCACAUGAGAAGGAAGGGACAGCUCUGAAGAGAUGGGGGAUAGAGAGCUGCAGCCCAGUGGAAGGAGGAGCUGGGGCUCCCUGCCCUUGGGGACCAGCCCUUGACGGGACUCAGGAGCUCUCUACUGCUGACACCCAGCCUGAGAAGACCCCCAAGGACACCAGACAGGAUGCCCAAGCCGGCAGUGGGGAGCCCAGGGGCCAGCCUGCUGCAGGUCUAGGCUGCACAGUGAGAGGCGCCCCCACCCAGCGGAUGGACAGCCUGGAGGAGACUCUCCGGGAGCUAGAAGCCGCCCUGAGCCAGAUGGGCACUGCCCUCGCCGUGGGGCCCCCCGGCAGCCCCCCACCCCUGCCACCCAGUCCCCAGGUGGCUGCCUCCUCCCCUAGCCUCUCCUCCUGCCUUCAUGCUCUGAUCUCUUGAUCCUCAGAGCUGGAGGGAGUGGGGGGCUGCAGGAGCAUCACGCCAGCCCCCUCCUCCCACUGGCCUUUUCUCAGUUCCCGCCAGCCUCCUGGGAGCCCUGCGCCAGGUGGGAUUUGCAGGCAGAGCCCCGGGAGGCUGGGAAGCCGGCCUACCCAAGGAUCGGCCCAAGCAACCCUGGCAGGGACCAGGUCCUCUCCCCUCUGCUCUGUAUCUAUAAACCAACAAAUAAAGUUCUCUCCUCCUUUUCCAUCCCCACGUUCCCUUCCCCCUCUCCUGUCAGACUCUCUGUGCCUCUGUUGUUUCUCUGUCUGCGCCUCUGAACCCCCAGCGUCAUCCUGGGUAGGGUGGUACCUGGGAUGGUUCAGAGUUGCUGGACUUGUCCAUCUCUAGUGAGACUUCCCCCCCCAUCCUC
Lontra canadensis (Northern American river otter) is the source of this 5130-nucleotide messenger RNA. RefSeq names its product SRC kinase signaling inhibitor 1 (gene SRCIN1). The record is from RefSeq and is a predicted model, not a curated record. The transcript has 22 exons. Bases 399 to 4718 code for a protein of 1439 amino acids. Lineage: Eukaryota; Metazoa; Chordata; Mammalia; Carnivora; Mustelidae. Gene Ontology annotation, cellular component: cytoplasm; postsynaptic density; actin cytoskeleton. Gene Ontology annotation, biological process: regulation of dendritic spine morphogenesis.